Messenger RNA from Penicillium alfredii, 1512 nucleotides. RefSeq names its product ankyrin repeat protein. NCBI's taxonomy places the organism in Eukaryota, Fungi, Ascomycota, Eurotiomycetes, Eurotiales, Aspergillaceae. The coding region runs from base 1 to 1512 and encodes 503 amino acids. Gene Ontology annotation, molecular function: protein binding. The record is from RefSeq and is a predicted model, not a curated record. The transcript is spliced from 6 exons.
AUGAUGGAUCUUUACCAAGAUAUCCUAGAUGGAACCUUGACUGAGGCGAGGCUCCGCCAAUAUCUCGAGAAGGAUCGGACGGCUCUCGAGAAGCAAGGCCCAGGCGGCCUCACCCCACUGGGGGCUGCCACGGUGGCAGGGUACGCCGAUGGAGUCCUGUUGCUCCUCAACAGCGGAGCCAAAGCAGACUCUCUCUCGAAGGAUGGCGAAACACCUCUCCUCCUUGCUGCCUCGAAGACUAACCGGAAUCGUGCUCGGAUCAUCCAGUUGCUUCUCGCGAAAACACCGGCCAGCGCCAUUGACGCGACCAGUCCCUCAGCUGCUAACCAUACACCAUUGAUGUACGUUGUUCAGAAGAGGGAUGUCGAAUCAAUCAGGCUGCUACGGAAGGCCGGGGCAUCACUGACACUGACGAAUGAUGAUGGCUACAAUGCGGAUGACUUGGCCGCGAAGACGGACGAUAGGGUUGUUAAACGUGCGCUCAACCCAGAAAAGGAGAAGGUUGACUUUAAGAUGUUAGUUGACAUGGUCGUUGGCUUACUCCUCUUCAUUGUUGCCUGGGUGAACAAAGUCACCGACAAAGUCGUCCGCCGGAUGUACGGCCUCGAUAAUGACAUGGACGAUGCCUGGAACCAGCGUGUGAACGGGGGCGAGGUUACGACCACAGGCGAGUUCGUGGCAAAGGUUGACAAUGUGGUCAAGGACUCCCCCUUGGAGCGCUUCUUCGAGGGCAAGGAAGACUUUAUUCAAGAGGUUGCCAAGAAUGUGGUAGAGCUGGAAAACGAUACAAGCACGUCUCUCGGCCGACCCGACCUGCUGCCCAAGACCAUCAAGGUGUCUUUGCACCAACAGGUUAUCUAUUGCGGUAAGAGUCUCGAUAAUGCUCCGUCCCCCGCUUCUAGCGACUCUGACCAAGAUGGCAUAGAUGAUAGCUCCUCAAUGAAACGUGAAGGUCGCUGGGACUCGCAGAAAAACCUCGUCGAGCGCAUUGCCAGGAUCACCACGCGGGAGGUCUCCAACUCCACGAGCUUGCGCCUCAGUGGUAUCGGGAACAUCCUUGAGGGCAUCACGUGGGGAGGCGACACCGAGAUUGGCACGUACCUGAAAUCCAAGAUCCUCAAGCCGCUGGUCUAUGACAAGCUCGACUUGGGGCCGAAGGGGCUCGCGCGACCGCUUCUCAUCUCUAUCAUAACCGACGGUGGCCCUGAACCAGAACCAUACAAUACCCUCAGGGAUACCAUUAUGGAAUGCCGCCAAAAGCUAGAUGCGGCCAAAUAUCCUCAGGACAGUGUGAAGUUUGUGAUUGGGCAAGUGGGGACAUCCAAGCCUGCGACACAGUUCCUGGCAAGCAUCAGAAACAGCACAGAGAUCGCCGAUAUGGUGUAUUGUACUUCAGAGCAACUGGAUGAAAGGUUCAAGAAGGAGCGUGAGAACGAUGCGAAGCUCGACCGAUGGCUGAUUGAGACGCUGUUCGAGCCACUCAAGGAUCGGGAACUGAAGCUGAAAGAGUAG